Zophobas morio is the source of this 1784-nucleotide messenger RNA. Its product is annotated as probable methylmalonate-semialdehyde/malonate-semialdehyde dehydrogenase [acylating], mitochondrial. The transcript has 4 exons. Gene Ontology annotation, molecular function: methylmalonate-semialdehyde dehydrogenase (acylating, NAD+) activity; malonate-semialdehyde dehydrogenase (acetylating, [NAD(P)+]) activity. Bases 191 to 1750 code for a protein of 519 amino acids. Gene Ontology annotation, biological process: thymine catabolic process; L-valine catabolic process. Gene Ontology annotation, cellular component: mitochondrion. The record is from RefSeq and is a predicted model, not a curated record. Lineage: Eukaryota; Metazoa; Arthropoda; Insecta; Coleoptera; Tenebrionidae.
CUCGGCCCACCUCAAAGACGUUUUAAGCUCGAUAAACAUGUUUUCCAUCGCUUGAUAAAAAUAAAUUAUACAAUUGUGUAAAUUGCGAUAACCCGAAGCCACACGACUUAUUUAAAUUACAAUAGGAGGGCCUGGUCUGUGUCGCUUAAUUUACUGUACAAUUGGUUUUGAUAGAAUAUAGACGUCGACGAUGGCCUCGCUGCGAAAGACUACUACUCCCUUCGUCAGCCUCCUCAAACGCAACUACUCCAACGUCGCCCCCACAACCAAGCUCUUCAUCGAUGGCGCCUUCGUCGACUCAAAAGCCAGCGCCUGGAUUGACCUCCACGAUCCGGCCACCAACAACCUGGUAACACGAGUGCCACAAAGUACCCAAAGCGAAAUGGAGGCUGCUGUCGAAUCCGCCAAAAAAGCGUACGAAACGUGGCGCCAGACUUCAGUAUUAACUCGCCAGCAACUAAUGCUCAACUUGCAACACGUGAUACGACGAGAUAUUAAGAAGCUAGCCGCUAACAUCACAGUCGAGCAGGGCAAGACUCUGGCGGAUGCCGAAGGUGACGUUAUGAGGGGAUUACAGGUGGUUCAGCACAGUUGUGCCGCAGGGAGUCUUCUUCAGGGCGAAUCGUUGCAGAACAUAGCGAAAGAUAUGGAUAUUGUGUCGUAUAGGGUUCCGAUUGGUGUGACUGCGGGGAUUUGUCCGUUCAACUUUCCCGCUAUGAUUCCGUUAUGGAUGUUCCCAAUGGCGUUGAUUGCGGGGAAUACCAUGGUGGUUAAGCCGUCGGAGAGGGAUCCAGGGGCUACGAUGUUACUCAUGGAGUUGUUGAAUGAAAUUGGGUGUCCACCGGGUGUUGUGAACGUGAUACACGGAAGUCACGACGCUGUCAACUUCAUUUGCGACAAUAAAGAUAUUCAAGCUAUAAGCUUCGUGGGCUCUGACAAAGCCGGAAAGUACAUCUAUGAACGCGGCGGUGCUAAUGGGAAACGCGUCCAGUCGAACAUGGGUGCCAAAAACCAUGCUGUGGUUCUUCCAGACGCCGACAAGAGCGCUACCAUUGACCAGUUGAUCGGUGCCGCCUUCGGUGCCGCCGGCCAGCGUUGUAUGGCUUUGAGCGUCGCCGUCCUCGUCGGAGAAACCCGGGAGUGGAUUCCCGAAAUUGUUGAAAGAGCCAAAAAAUUAAAAGUGAAUGCAGGACACGAGCCUGGGACUGAUUUGGGUCCAGUGAUCUCCCCACAAGCUAAACAAAGAAUCCUGAGUUUGAUAGAAUCGGGGAUCAAACAAGGAGCGCAGUGUCCUUUGGAUGGCAGAGGCUUGGUGGUGGAAAAAUAUCCCAAUGGUAAUUUCGUGGGUCCUACCCUACUCACGGGGGUGCAGCAGUCGUUCGAAUGCUACAAAGAAGAGAUCUUCGGGCCCGUGCUCAACGUCAUGUUUGCCGACACUCUAGAAGAUGCUAUUAAAAUAAUUAACGCAAAUCCAUACGGUAACGGUACAGCGAUUUUCACCAGCAAUGGCAGUCAUGCCAGACAGUUUGUCGACCAAAUCGAUGUGGGACAAGUGGGGGUGAACGUCCCGAUUCCGGUACCUCUACCCAUGUUUAGCUUCACGGGGUCGAGAGGCAGUUUUCAUGGGGAUUUGCACUUUUACGGGAAGCAGGGACUGCACUUCUAUACGGAAACUAAGACGAUUACUUCGUUGUGGAGGAAGGGUCAAGCGGUAUCGAAGAAGUCAGUGUCGAUGCCUGUUCAUAAUUAAUUUUUUUGUGGUUGGCAAUAAAGCGAAGCGUUGA